AUGUGGGAAAAGGCCAAAGCAGCGUACGACCACUUGCUCUCAACAGAAACUCCUUCUCCUAAGGAUCUGGCAGCAAUAAAGAAGAGAAAUAAAAUAUGUUACCACACAUAUUUGCGCGGCAUGUCGACGAUGGCUGACCUCUCUGCGAGGCUGGAAAAGGCAGACCGGGAAGGCGAAGAGCUUGCAGUACGCGAACUUAACAUUCACCUUCCACCGUGCGAUACGGACAUUUUCAAAGGUGACUACGUAUCUUGGCCAACAUUCCGCGAUAUGUUCACGGCCAUUUACAUAUUAAAUAAACGCCUCACCCCGGUCGAAAAGCUGUUCCACCUCAACCAAAAAACACAGGGUGAAGCCAGAGACAUUGUCAGGAAAUGCCCGCUCACUAAUGACGGGUUUGCUACAGCGUGGAAAAAUCUCUGCGAAAGGUACGAAAACAAACGGAUUCUGGUGAACACGCAGCUGAAGAUCCUGUUUAACCUACAGACAAUCGAAACUGAAUGUGGCAGUUCGAUAAAAAAACUCCAACGUGACAUUAAUAAUUGCAUUUCCUCCUUACAGAACCACCAAAUAGAUAUUUCGAACUGGGAUGCAAUUAUUACUUAUUUAUGCUCCACGAAAUUGCCAGAAAGUACUCUAUCGCUUUGGGAACAAACGAUAGAGAACAAAUCUGAAAUUUCAAAGUGGACAGAUAUGGACAAAUUCCUUUCCAACAGGUUUCAGACACUUGAAACAGUGUCAGGCUUAAAAGGAAUUAAAGCCUACAAAGCGCCCAAGGCGCAAAUCUUACAACACCAUACGGAAACUACACCAAGAAGGAUGGGUAACUUUCAGGUAAGUGUCGCCAAACAUAUGUGCAAAUUAUGUGUCACUGACGACCACAAAUUGCAAAGUUGCCCGAAGUUCCGGAAAUUAAAGGUCACCGAUCGCAUCGCGUGCGUCAAGAGCAACAACUGUUGCUUGAACUGCCUGUCGUCAGGACAUACGGUGUCGAGAUGUACGAGCUCAUAUAACUGCAGCACAUGUCACUCAAGACACAACACGCUCCUGCACAUUACAGCCGUUCAAACAAAAGCAGCAGCUCUUAAGGAAAGCAGAGAUCCCGCUGAUGACCUGCCCUCAACAUCCAAGGAGGCCCUAAAACGCCUCGACUCUAAUAGGCCAAAGGAUAGCAGAACACAAAAUUUUAAAUCGUGCUAUUCCAAUACGGACAAGGGGGUUCUACUAGGAACAGCCAUGGUUAAUAUAUUCCAUAAUAAUGUAAAUUUUGCAGCACGAGCUCUGAUCGAUUCUGGUUCUGAGUGUUCGUUCAUCACUGAACGCCUCAAACGUAGAAUCAACCUGCCAUCUAAACGCUUGCAUGCCCAAGUCUCGGGCAUCAACAAUUCGAUAUCUGCGCAGGUAAGCCAAGCGUGCUCAUUACAACUGCGGUCGCCUAUCGACCCUUUUGUAAAAAUAAACACAAUUGCGCUAGUUUUGCCGCAAUUAACUGGAAAUCUGCCAACUUGCCUAGUAAGCGCAAUGACAAGGCAAGCAUUUCCAGAUCUCACAUUGGCGGAUAAGAGGUUCUUCGUCAAUGAACCAGUGGACCUUGUCCUUGGCGGAGACAUUUAUCCCCAAAUUAUUUUAAGCGGCUUGAAGAAAAAUGUACUAAGUACACUUCUUGCCCAAGAGACUGUAUUCGGGUGGAUACUAACUGGUCGAGCCGAAACGGUCAACCCACCCAAAACAAAAAUAAUUUCUCUUUUCAGCGAAGUCACAUUGGACAAGCAACUAGCUGCCUUUUGGGAAUUAGAAGACAUCCCAAAAAAGGAAAGACAGACUGAAGAUGACUUGUAUUGCGAGGAAUUAUAUCGGACCACUACGCAGCGCAACCAAGAUGGAAAGUAUGUCGUCACCUUACCCUUCAAACGGGAUUUUCCAUCAACCAUCAAGCUGGGACCAUCACUCAAGAGCGCCUGCUCUCAAUUCUUCCGGAAGGAGACGCGUCUCGCGAAAAAUCCGUCCCUGCAAAAAGAAUAUAAUAGAGUGGUGGCAGAAUAUGAAACGCUAGGUCAUAUGGAGAAAAUCACAACCAACAUACCUGCAGAUGCAACUGACCACUACUUCCUACCUCAUCACGCCGUCAUGAAGGAUGAGAGCACCUCCACCAAAGUGCGCGUGGUAUUUAACGCCUCAUGCCCGACUGCCAAUGGAUUGAGCCUCAACGACGUCCUUCAUCCAGGUCCGGUAUUGCAAGCAGAUAUGACUGUCCUGAUCCUCCGCUGGCGAUUAUACAAGUAUGUCUUCAACAGCGAUAUUGAGAAGAUGUACCGUCAGAUAAUGGUAAGCAAUACACAUACCAAAUAUCAGCGAAUAGUUUUUCGCACUUGCCCGAAAGACCCAAUCAGUCUAUACGAAUUAAAGACUGUUACUUUCGGCAUAAAUUGUGCUCCUUAUCUUGCGAUAAGGACAUUACUUCAAUUAGCUGAUGAUGUUGAAAAUUCCUUUCCAACAGCAUCAAACAUACUUCGGAAAUGCAUGUAUGUUGACGACGUUCUUGCCGGUGGCCAUAGCAUCGACUCUGCAAUAACAGCCAGAGACGAAAUUACGCAAGUUUUGCAGUCCGCUGGAUUUCCAUUGCGAAAAUGGACUUCCAACUGCAACGAUAUUCUAAAGGGCAUCCCAAAAGCCCAUUUACUCAAUGAAGAUUUUUUAGAUUUCGAAGACACUAGUUCGGUAAAGGCACUUGGCAUAAGAUGGAAUGCUCAUUGCGACCAUUUUUAUUUUAUGACAAAGCCAAUAAAAAACCACGAUGUUCUUACGAAAAGAGAAAUCCUCUCGGCAAUCGCCAAACUUUUUGAUCCACUAGGGUGGCUCGCCCCAAUAAUAAUUACCGCCAAGAUUAUUAUGCAAAACAUUUGGUUAGAAGGUACUGAUUGGGACGACACCGUAUCUGCGGUCACAUUAAACCGCUGGCAGACAUUUAUGCAGAACUAUGGGGAAAUUGACAAUAUCCGCAUACCUCGUUGGGUGCACUAUUCACCAGCAGACGACGCCGAAAUCCAUGGGUUCUGCGACGCUUCGGAAAAGGCAUAUGCGGCUGCUGUCUACUUGCGUGUGAAGAAACGGGAUCAAGUAUACCUCAACCUACUCCUCGCGAAAACCAGAGUGGCACCUGUUAAGACGAUAUCCCUUCCACGUUUGGAAUUAUGUGGUGCCGUCCUAUUAGCGGAUAUCAUAGAAACGGUUACGGAAAAUCUCAACCUAGCACACCUGGAUGUUCAUCUGUGGACAGAUUCGACAAUCGUCCUCGCAUGGAUUCGAAAACCGCCCUGCUCGUGGUCAACCUUUGUGGCACAUCGGGUAACCAAAAUAGUGGAAAAGGUAGGCAACAAUAACUGGCGUCAUGUGGACUCGGCAUCAAAUCCAGCAGAUUUAGCAAGCAGAGGACUUCCGGCCAAGGAACUGGUUCAUAAUUCUUUGUGGUGGCAGGGUCCUUCUUACCUACAAGAAGACAAAUCACGAUGGCCGACAUCAGAAUGUGAUUAUCAAACAACGAUGGAAGAGAAAAAGGUAAAGGCAUUAACAUGGCACUUCAUACCUGCAGCAGCCCCUCAUAUGGGCGGACUGUGGGAAGCAGGUGUGAAAAGCUUCAAAGCCCACUUUAAAAAGACAGCCUCUGGCCUUAAAUACACUUUCGAGGAGUUUAAUACCCUCUUAUGCCGAAUUGAGUCCUGUCUCAAUUCGCGACCCUUAAGUCCCUCUUCAAAUGAGCCAUCCGAUCUAGAGCCUCUCACACCUGGUCACUUUCUGGUUGGCGGACAUCUCUUAGCUCCGCCAGAAAUAGAAACCAGCGGGAAUCCUGCCUCAAUAGUCAAUCGGUGGCAGAAAUUGAAAGCACUUCAUCAAACCUUUUGCAAACGAUGGAAAAGGGAAUUUCUCAUCGAAUUGCAAAAACGCACGAAGUGGAAACUCCAAAAACCUAAUAUCAAGGUAGGGGACCUUGUCGUAAUUAAAGAGGACAACCUACCACCAAACGAGUGGAGAAUGGGACGAGUAGUAAAAUUACAUCCUGGACCCGACAAUCAGGUACGCGUCGUGGACAUCACGACACAAAGGGGACAGGUGACUAGACCAUUAGUCAAAUUGGUCCUACUUCCACCUUGCCCAGAUGAAACGGAAAAAUCCACACCUACAACCUCAACGUAA
Messenger RNA from Anastrepha obliqua, 4191 nucleotides. RefSeq lists its product as uncharacterized. NCBI's taxonomy places the organism in Eukaryota, Metazoa, Arthropoda, Insecta, Diptera, Tephritidae. The coding region runs from base 1 to 4191 and encodes 1396 amino acids. The transcript is spliced from 2 exons. The record is from RefSeq and is a predicted model, not a curated record. Gene Ontology annotation, molecular function: nucleic acid binding.